GAGGGGAAACGGAAGGACUAAAUCCAGGAUAAACGGGUGAGAAAACACCUCUCACCGACGACAGUCAGGUCAAAUAAUUCGUAUUUUUAAAUUCUCAGGGUGAGCGGGGUCAAAGUUCACUCGUGCGUGUCCCUCAUGAGAGACUUAACAGGUUUCAGUCAGUCAGUCCGUGGAGGAAUAACAAGAUCUCAUGACGAUAGAACGAUGACAAAACAAGACAUACAGCAACGUCUUUUGUGUUAAUGGCUGAAAUUAAGAUUACACUGGGCAAAAAUAAUGGUAGUUUUACAUCCGUCCUCCAAAUCCUGAUGCUGUAAAGGGGUUAAUAAAAUAAUAUAAAAUAAAAUAAACAUAUUCCACUCCACCGGUCCUGGGGUGGGUGGACCACUAGUAUGGACCCCUGGCAAAAUCUGGUGUCCAGAUGUUCGGCAUGGUGGCAGAUGCAUACACCGCAUGCUCUGAGAGUUUGUGUGUAUGAAGUGUGUAAACCUCUGGUGCCACUUCUGCUGGUCAUCGCAGCCCUGGUGGCUGUGAUUGUGUAUGCUCUGGCAGAUAAACUACACAGUUUUGUAAGCAGGAUCUUCCUUCCCCAGUAUCACUAUCCUUAUGCGGUGCCACUUGCAUUCAUACAGGUAUUUUUAAAUCUCCUGGCACUGCUAGCUUUGCACGGUGUGGGGCUGAUCCACCUGAAGCCUUUUUCACUGAGGCUGGGUGAGCGUUUGUUUGUGCCGGCGGUCUGUGGGAGCGUCCAGUGCGUUCUGGCCAUAUGGGCUGAAGCCUAUUCCCACUCUGGCCUGUUCCCGCUAAUCGCCCGUUUCCUCCCAAUGGUCAGUGUGAGCUUGGGUCACCUGUUUGCACUGAGUAUGCCAGGCUCCAUCCAUGUCUCCUGCUUUCUGACUGUGCUCACUUUUGCCUCAGUCACCAUCACAGCAUGUAAAGGACUUCAUGCAAUGGAGCCGCUGGAGUAUGUCUUCUCUCCCCUCAGCCUUGUCCUCCACAGCCUCUCUCUUGCCUGGCUAGCCAAAGUCUCCCAAACGGAGCGAGGCCAUACCUCGACCUUUGACCUUUACUACACUCUGACAGUGACACGUACCCUCUUAUUAGGGUUUCUAUGUGUGUUGCACCCUGAUGGACCAAAGGCACUGAUUCUUGGCAACUGGCACAGUCUGCUGUUUCUGGGAUACAUGCUCGGGAUGUUACUGCUGGGUGCUGUGCAGCUUCUCUUUGUGGAUUUAACAGCACUGUAUUUUUCUGCUCUCCCAGCAGCCGUGCUGCAUGCGACCAGAGGGCUGGUUCUACCCCUGUUCAGUCUGCUAUAGGACACAUAAACCAAUCGGAGUGUAGAUCAUUCUGAAGAGGAACAGUUUAUGUAGAAUAACCAAUCAAAUACCUGAUACCAUGAUUGAUAAAAACAGUAUUAGAACUUAAUUUAUAUAGGCAUGACAGCCUCAUAUUCACAUGCUAAUUAUAAUUAAUUAAUCAGGUAAUACUACCAGCAAGCACUGAUGUGCGACUCCUUUCUUCGCUUGCACUGAAAGUACAACACAACUAAGACACACAUCCUGCAAAUGGGGUGUUUUCAUGAAGGCGCUGAUACUUCAGUUCUGAAUUAAAUUAUAAAGGUAAAAUACAGGUUUCUCUGACAAGCUUUUUCGUAAACACUGUAUUAUUUUUCUAUGUAUCAGCUGGAUGUUCUGAGAAAGAAUUAUAAUAUAAAAUUAUUUUUUUUUUUCUUUUUGCAUAAAGAAGUGGAAGCCUUUUUGGGACCAUUACAGCAAUGAAAAAUUGUUAUGGUUGUCUAUUAAAAAUCAGACAGGAAUAUAUUCAUCUAUAGUUAAAAUUACAAACUAAAAAAUAAAACAUACGAGUGCCUUACAGUAAUGAGAAUGUAGAAUGUGCUUAAGUGUCAUAAAAAUAAUCCAAAAUGCAAAAAUAACCAACCUUAAAGGUCCUAAAAUUGCCUAAUUUUUUAUGCAAAAUAUAUAUUUUUGAGGGUGAAAUAUGAUCUAAGCAUGUUCUUGACAAGCUUUGUGAAAUUUACCCAAGUAUGUCAUUCACUUUAAAAUAACCUUACAUAGACCAGAGGAGCCUUCCACUGGUAAAAUGCAUGGUUUGUAGAAAUCACAGCUAUAAACUGCAAUACAAGAAUUUAACUUUAUUACAGUAGUGAUAUACUGUUCAAAAAGAAAACCUGUGACUCAUGUUCUUAUGUAGCUCCUAAUAUACAGUACAACUACAGUAUUAUUGUUAAUGUUUGGAGCAAAUAAAACAUAUUGAUGAGGCUUUCUCAUGACUAAACCAAA
Molecule: messenger RNA, 2303 nt
Organism: Carassius auratus (goldfish)
Lineage: Eukaryota; Metazoa; Chordata; Actinopteri; Cypriniformes; Cyprinidae
Exons: 6
Coding region: 393-1319 (308 amino acids)
Source: RefSeq, a predicted model, not a curated record